ACAUGGCGACAACAACAAGAAGGCUGAUACAGAGUUCUUUUAGAGUGUUACAACCAACUGUAUCGUUAUUUAUAGGGCGRUUAAGAACAUCUGUAGUGUUCUUUUCUACUGAAAGGCCAGAUGGACAAGAAUUAACGGAAAACUUCAGGAAUAACGACAGUGUAGUGUCGUCUGACAGGUUCCCGGAAGGAUUUAGUGGAGCAGGCUUAAUUCCUUUUGACACAACCGUAAGCAAAGUUCUAAUGGCGCCUGUGAAUGWGGAGGACAUUGAAAUUAAGCCUGAUGGACUUAUUUAUUUACCUGAAAUAAAAUAUCGCAGGAUAUUAAAUGUGGCAUUUGGUCCUGGAGGUUGGGCUUUAGUACCAAGAGGAGACUCCCUGCAAUUUCAGGUAAUUUUUCAUCAGACAUAUCAUUGGGUUUGUGCAGUUUUUACCUCGGCUAGUNNNGGAGAACAUACAUUCUAUUCAAAUGGUAACAUGGUUUAUGGCAAAGCAAUGGAAGCUGCUAAAUCAAAUGCACUAAUGAGAUGUUGUAAGGAUUUGGGAGUGGCAAGUGAGUUGUGGGACCCUCAGUUUAUAAUCAAAUGGAAAGAAAAGUAUGCUGUCAGCGGUUGGUGCGAGAAUGUUAAGACAAAAGAGAAGAAAAAAUUGUGGCGGCGGAAGGACAGGAAACCUACAGAUGCUUUCUUUUAUCCUUGGAAAGAGAUCAGUUGAAAGAAAUCAUAA
Molecule: messenger RNA, 725 nt
Organism: Exaiptasia diaphana
Lineage: Eukaryota; Metazoa; Cnidaria; Anthozoa; Actiniaria; Aiptasiidae
Product: mitochondrial genome maintenance protein MGM101
Exons: 5
Biological process (GO): recombinational repair; interstrand cross-link repair
Cellular component (GO): mitochondrial chromosome; mitochondrial nucleoid
Molecular function (GO): single-stranded DNA binding
Source: RefSeq, a predicted model, not a curated record